This is a messenger RNA of Varanus komodoensis (Komodo dragon), 2971 nucleotides long. RefSeq names its product BORA aurora kinase A activator (gene BORA). NCBI's taxonomy places the organism in Eukaryota, Metazoa, Chordata, Lepidosauria, Squamata, Varanidae. Gene Ontology annotation, cellular component: cytoplasm; nucleus. Bases 559 to 2244 code for a protein of 561 amino acids. The record is from RefSeq and is a predicted model, not a curated record. Gene Ontology annotation, molecular function: protein kinase binding. The transcript has 12 exons. Gene Ontology annotation, biological process: regulation of mitotic nuclear division; regulation of mitotic spindle organization; activation of protein kinase activity.
CCGGGCGGAGGGGGCUCUCGGGGCAGGGCGAGGCGGCCGCGAGCGGCGCCGCAUGACGCGUCCGCAGCCCGGCGAGCGGCUCACGGCGGCCCGCGGCCUGCAGGGGCCUUCGCUGGGGAACCGGAACUGGCACCUCAGGCACCGCGCUUCACCCCUCGGGCCUCCGCGCGCCUUUCCCAGCGGCGCCGCUCAUGCACUGCGCACGCGCCCGUUCGCCGGCCUCGCUCGCAGCUCCGCCUCCUGGGUCCGCGUUGGCCAAUGACGCAGCGAUUUGUUUUAAACGAGGCCACGCCCCCUCGCUCCUCCGAAGCGGCCCUCGCUGCCGAUGCCUUUUACUCUCACGAUCUGGCCGGUGAUAGGCGCGCGUUCAAAUAGAGGAAAAAAAGCUCCCGCUCUGGGCCGUGAUUGGUCGGGCCGGGGGAAACAUCUCGCACUGAUUGGCCGGCGCAGGAAGAGGAGUUAAAGAGCUUGAGGAACUGGGCUGGCUUGGCAGGCGGAUGAGGCUGAAUGGAGGCGCUGGAAGCGUUGUUGCCCGUAUCGUAGGCUCAGCUAACUGUUAUGAAUGACACAAAGAAUGUUAAGAUGCAGAUUGCUCCAGGAACGCCCAGACAACUGCCAGUCCGAAACCCCUUCGAAAGUCCAAGUGAUCAUAGCCAUCUGCAGGAGCAGAUGGUGUUAAGCCCAACACUUUUUAAAUCCACAAACUCCUCCGCGACUCCAGGAAAAUUUAGAUGGUCUAUAGAUGAACUUGCAUUAAUAAAUCCUGUGGAAAUCGACUCUGAAGACAUACGCCGUCAAGCGUUGUAUUUAAGCCAAGCCAGAAUCGAUAAAGAGAUGGAAGAAAAAAGACAAAAAGCCAUUGAAGAGUUCUUCACCAAAAGCAUCAUUGUUCCAUCUCCUUGGACAGAUCACAACGGGAAACAAGUUUCUCAACUGAGCUCAACGCGAUGUAUUAAUCUAAGUGAUGCUUCACCAGUUGGCAGAGAAGCCAUCAUACAGCCUGGGAAAAGUAAUGCUGCUUGCCAGACUGUGUUAUCUCUACCUGUAGAUUUCGACAUGGAGAAAAUACUAGGCGAAUAUUAUAAACCUGAUGAAUUGGCCGACCAGUCUCAGGAGAGCCUCAGUACCUCCUCACUGAGAAGAAAGCUUUUUUUAGAUGAGAAUGGGAGUCUGUCGUCUGAGAACUUCUCCCCUUCUCCUCAAAGCUCACCCACCGUUCCAGCCUCCCUUGGAAUUCUGUGUUCCAUAGACAUCUCUCCGGUCCGCUGUCGAAGUCCUCUAAACACAUCUAGCUCGGGCCAGUUUUCUUCCAGCCCUAUUCAGGGAGGUACGAGGACCUACAGUCUGGGCAGCCUGCCCAGCCCUUCCUUUCCAGAGGGAAACUCCGCCAACAUUGCUUCUCCGACUUUCUCCCCCAUUGGGAUUCAGAUAAAGAAGAAGUCUCUGACAGAUCAACGGCAGUUUACAUUUCGCUCUCCGGACAUUCCUGCUGUUUCAAGCUCAUGUCGGUCCACUCCUGCUGGUCCUAGGAAUUCUUAUACAGAAUGUUCUCCGUUGAAAAAUCCUUCUCCCGUGAGACUGGUGGCAUGCCGGGGAGCCGCACGGUACCAGUCUUCCCUGUCCCGUCUGCCUUCCAUGCCGGAGAGUUUCGGUAAAGAGCAGGAGGAGGGAGCAAAGGCAUUGUCUGCAGAAAUGCCCUUGCCGGCAGAGGCAACAAUCAAUCUGCACCAGUUCAGUGGGGAUGGCUUUGCGCCUGGUACCCAUCUGGUGGUUGCUACGGUGUCCAUUUCACCAGACCGUUCCCAAGCCGACCAGCAAGGGCUGGCGUUGUUCCACGGCCUUGAAAGUUUCAAGGAGAACCAUACAGUGGAGAUGGCGGAUCCGGAGGCGGUGGUGGGUGAGAAGAGAGCCUCUGAGGAGGGUGGCAUGCCAGCAGCCGGCUUGAAUCUGGAAGGGUCUUGUAUUUCCAUGUCAGCCAUGGCGGAAAGCAGUGGCAUCCCCUGUGACAGCAUCAGCCUCCAGGUGGAUAGUGGCUACAACACCCAGACGUAUACUAGCAGUCUUAUGGAUACCAUGGGACCCGAGACCAGUUGCAGAGAGAAUGAUGUCCAUGCCAACGACACUCAGAACAAAUUUCAGGUUUUCAAAGCAAAGAAUGGAAAAGCCAUUCCAAGAUACUGGACUGAAAAUGAGCCCGCUUGUAAACCCAGUAGUCACUUCCUAGAAAUGCCUUUGUCAAAGUGAUCCAUACAUGACUUGGACUCCUGAAUGGAUGUGUGGACAGACCUUGCAAAGAACCCAGGGUGGUAUUCUUGAGUCACGUACGAUGGACUGGCAGGUGCUUUCCACCAGAGUCAUUGUUAAAUGAAUAGCUGGGGGAAACUGCUGUCAUCUCAGAAAUACAGGCCUUGUCAGUAACACAACACCAGCCACUUGGCAUCCAGGAAACACAUAACCCCGUGGUUCUCAAAUGGCAAUGUGUUUUGCAAGGAUGGUUCUUGGUGGGUCUGUUCACAUGCCCACUAAGAUUUCUCAGCAAGGGAAAGGCUACCAUAGUUAGGCAGAUCAUGGUGCCUGAACACACAGCUUCAAGUAAUUCAUUUCUCUCAAAGAUCUGAACCAGGUGUUGCGAGUAUCAAAAAUUUCUGCAAUGACGCCAACAUGAUUAUCUUGUUUUCCAUGAAAAUACAUAAAAUUUGUAGGCAACUGCAUUAACUCUUUGAAAUCUCUUGGAAGAUUUUGCUAAGGAGCAGAUCCACUAUGCCACAAUACAUUGCUUUUAGUGAACUGUGGUUCUUAGAUAUAUUUAUGCAAUAUAUAGAAAUGUGGAGUUCUUACAUAAAAUGCUGUUGUUUACUAUGAAUUUGCAAAGCAGCCUGGCUUUAAAUAUACGUGAACAUCUAUUGCACAGUGAUUUUAAAAAAAACACAUUGACAUGAAAUAUUGAUCAAUAAAAUUAAGACUUCUCACA